Molecule: messenger RNA, 456 nt
Organism: Zeugodacus cucurbitae (melon fly)
Lineage: Eukaryota; Metazoa; Arthropoda; Insecta; Diptera; Tephritidae
Product: cecropin-1-like
Exons: 2
Coding region: 112-303 (63 amino acids)
Biological process (GO): antibacterial humoral response; defense response to Gram-positive bacterium; defense response to Gram-negative bacterium
Cellular component (GO): extracellular region
Source: RefSeq, a predicted model, not a curated record
CUGCAUUGUCAUCAAAUUCAUUUUAAGUGUCUUUAAAAGAGGAUUAGCCGCUAGAAAAGUGCUAAGAAGCUAUAUAAAUUGUAAAAACUUUCAAGAAAAAAAUUAAGCAACAUGAACUUCAACAAAGUAUUCAUCUUCUUGGCUGUCGUGAUCGUCAUAUUCGCUGGACAAACAGAGGCCGGGUGGCUCAAGAAGAUCGGCAAGAAAGUUGAGCGUGUUGGUCAGCACACCAGAGAUGCUGCCGUUCAAGGAAUUGCUGUGGCACAACAGGCUGCCAAUGUUGCUGCUACUGCCCGAGGAUAAUCAUUAUUGAAUACUUAAAAAAUAUUGAAAUAUUCUAAGAUUUACUUAAAAAACAACUAUUUAUUUUACCCAAAAAACGCAUAUAUAUCGAUAUUACUAAAAUUAUGAACAACUUUAAAUAAAUUGAAACACUUUACGAGUACAAAAUAUUAA